This is a messenger RNA of Cutaneotrichosporon cavernicola, 915 nucleotides long. RefSeq lists its product as uncharacterized. NCBI's taxonomy places the organism in Eukaryota, Fungi, Basidiomycota, Tremellomycetes, Trichosporonales, Trichosporonaceae. The coding region runs from base 1 to 915 and encodes 304 amino acids. The transcript has 5 exons. The record is from RefSeq and is a predicted model, not a curated record. Gene Ontology annotation, cellular component: nucleus.
AUGUCAACACCACCGGACCCACCCAAGCUGCCCGGCCUCGAGACUAACAGAAUCCCCAACCUCCCACCAGCAUGCUACUACAUCCCCGACUUUAUCACGCCUGAAGAAGAAGCAUACCUCCUCCGCAAGGUCGGCGAGACGCCGCAGCCAAAGUGGAAGACUGUUGGGUCGGGGAGGCGGUUGUGUUAUUGGGGCGGGACGAUGAGCAAGAACUCUGUGCUCCUCCCAGAGGCUAUGCCGGAAUGGCUCUCGUCAUUCCCCGACAUUGUCGAGCGCAUCGACGCGUUCCUCGAUUCCGCGGCUGACGCGGAUACGGACAAGGGCAAGAGCAAAGAGCGCGUCUUGGGCAUCAACCAGGUGCUCGUGAAUGAGUAUCACCCGGGGCAGGGGAUCUCGCCCCACGAAGAUGGCCCCGCGUUCCGCCCCCUAGUAGCGACGCUCUCACUCGGCUCGCCAACCAUCCUCGACAUCCACCACUACGUGUCACCCACUACACCAUCGCCACCGAUGAUCGCGACCGAGGGCGACGCGGGGAAGGCGAUCGCUGCCGUUCCCUUGGGACACGUGCUGCUGAUGCCGCGCUCGCUCUUCAUCCUCACGGGCAGCCUGUACAGCUCGCAUCUGCACGGCAUCGCUUCACGAGAGCGCGAUUCGUUCAUUGCGCCGGUGCGGGAGAGUGAGGCUUCUGCAGCGGAUUCCGCCGCAGAAGGAGAUGCCCUCCCGCCCUCGACGGACAAGGCCAAGGCAGACGCGGACGUCGUCGCAAACGCGCAUCUCCUGGGGCUCGACGCGCUGCCCCGCGACGCGUUCACGUACGAGCGGGGUACGCGUGUGAGCUUGACGUUCCGGCACGCGAACAGGGUGCUCAAGGGCGGCGCGUUCGGGCUGGCGGCCGGCGGCCUCCGGAGGGCGUAG